This is a messenger RNA of Onthophagus taurus, 2205 nucleotides long. Lineage: Eukaryota; Metazoa; Arthropoda; Insecta; Coleoptera; Scarabaeidae. The record is from RefSeq and is a predicted model, not a curated record.
UGUCUCGCGAUCUGUCUGCCUGCUGCGGUCGUCGCCGAACACCGAACGGGUUUCAGUUGACGGUGCGCUUUGGGCCGGUACGGUUCUGUGGCACGAUUUUUCUUCGCGAGAUCUUUUCGACGUUUUCGUUCGCGCGUAUCUGAACCGAUACGCACACGAAAACACUCUGACACGUGCCAUCGUUCGGAACUCUGUAAGAUCGCUCACGUUUUUUUGGACGUUCCAGAGUGACGUUUUAAGAACGAGUAUGAAUUCUUUUUUUAAAAAAAUGGUGUCUUGCCUCUGUGGUGAUUCAUAAAACUGGUUAAUCUGAUCGAGUUUGAUUCCGAAACGAGAACGUUCCAAGCGGACGGAGAAAUAAGAAGUGGUGGUUCGUCCAAAGACGACAUCAAUUUGCGGAUAAAAGGGGAUAAAAGGAAUUAUACGAGCAAGAUCAGCUGUUACCAAAUCUCAGCAUACGAACCAUUGGCUGCUGUUCUUCAGAUCGUUGGUGUAAAACACCACCCCUUGUGUUCGAUCGCAGCAAUAGCAGAAAUUCUUUUUGGUAUUCUUCGUCAGAGCGCUAAUCCAAGCGCCAACUAACUUUCAAACUGGCAGCCAGCGCCCUAGCAGCUAUGAACACUCACUUUCACUCCUACGGGGGACCGGAGUUGACGUCACCGCAUCCCCCGUCUCCGGAUAACAAUAAUUACCAACAUCCUGGUCCAGGACCCCACAUGCACCCUACUAAUGGCCACAGUAUGGGACCUUUAGGCCAUCCUGGUGGUCCGCAUGACCAAAUUUCCCACGGCCACCACCAUCCAGCCUUUAGUAGUGGAGGACCACCACCGGGCGCUCCACAUCAUCCCCAUCACGCGAGCAACAACAACAAUAACAAUAAUACAGUGAAAGUUUGUGCGGGUUGUGGCGGUAAAAUAAUGGAAAGGUUUCUUCUUCACGCUUUAGACAGGUACUGGCACAACGGGUGCUUAAAGUGUUCAUGUUGUUCCGCGAUGUUAGCCGAUAUCGGAUCGUCGUGUUUCACGAAGGGUGGAAUGAUCCUUUGCAAAAUGGAUUACAUGAGCGCCCGCAGGUUAUUCGGAAGCAGUGGGGCGUGCGCUGCGUGCGGCCAAACGAUUCCCGCGAGCGACUACGUGAUGCGUUCAGGAGGCAGCGGCGGUGGCGGAGGUGGUGGCGGCAAUAACGGCGGCCACCAAGCGACGGCGCAACAUCCCGGAGGCGGUGGCGGUGGCGGCCACGUCUUUCACCUCAAGUGCUUCGCGUGCAGCAAGUGUGGGGCACACCUGGUGCCUGGAGACCGAUACUACAUGCUCUCGGGGAACCUCGUCUGCGAACAGGACUGGCACAAGCUUUUCAAAGCGACGGCGGCGCCGACAGUGCGAAAGGGCAAAGUCGGAAGGCCGCGCAGGAGUCGCGAUUGAAGCACAAUGGACCCACCGUACUAUUCCUCGAACACAGAUAUUUAUACGCAAUUGGACAGAAACAGUCAAACAUCAUCAUCAUCAUCACUGACUUCAACGACCGGUCUUUACCAUCUACCAAGAUUCUGCGAUUAUUGGUCGGCGAAUCUUCGCCAAUAGAAUAAGAAAAAUCAAUUUAUAAUCGAUGAGAGUCAGGUAUUCGUAGGACAACGAAUAAAAAUGUGAGAGAAACUUGAAUUUAAAAACGGGGUAAAAGUAAAAGUGUAAAUUCUAUUUUUCUGUGACGCGAAAAAAAUUUAAUUUCGUUUUUGUAAAAAAAUUACGUGAAACACUGUGGUCCAAAGAGAAGCGAAAAAAAAAGUAAGAGACAAUCGGGGUGACGUCGGAAGUUUUAAUAAUUAUUAAAUAAAAAUUAAAUUAAAAGAAAAUGAGUUGUGGCUGUAAAUAUUUUGUAAAUAUUAUUAUGUAUAAUAUUCAAGAUUAAGAAAAUGGUUCAAUUAUUAUAAUAACUUUAUUAUUAUUAAUUAAUUAUUAUUAAACGACAUCAUAAUUUGUCAUUUACUGUGAAAUUUCUGUCGAUAUAGUAUAAAAUAGUAACUAAACUGAACCGCAUCUUUUCUGUUACUCAAAUCCAUGUUGUUACUCUAUUAUUAAUUAUAGAGAUAAUUGUUACAAAUUUUUCUCUGGUUAUCAUCAGCGCGUAUAACUUUUUAACAUUCAAUCCCGUACAAUCAUAAUAAAAGAAAUAAAAUAAUCGCUCGUGGAACUCAUUUAAUAAUUUAGA